AUGGAUCCGGAACUCUUACGUCAACGUGCUGCUUUUCAAAAACAUGCUGCCAGAACGGUGUCAGUACAGCAGCGUUCUCAAAUACAGUUGCCGUCUCCUUCAGCCAGUCACACGACUUACAAUGCAGAAGCAGCGAAGAAAAAGAAGAAACCAGUAGUGCAGCAAAAUUCGAAACGCAAGAGGUCAGGUGGUUUUCACGCUCCAGAAUUCGACUUCAAGACUACGGUUUCCCAUAGCAAUGCCGCUAAUUUCGGUACCAUGGCAAAAAUCGUGGACUACAUGAAGAAACGACAUCUGAGUCAGCAACAGUGGCCAUUGUCUUUACAAGAAAUUUUGGACGAAUUGCAAGUGUACGAUCUGCCGAAAAGGUCGGAAGCCUGGCUGAGAGAGGUAUGA
Messenger RNA from Ostertagia ostertagi, 396 nucleotides. The record is from the annotation of a GenBank genome assembly. NCBI's taxonomy places the organism in Eukaryota, Metazoa, Nematoda, Chromadorea, Rhabditida, Trichostrongylidae.